AUGGCAGAACCCAGGAAAGUCCCCUUCGUCACCCUCUCGCCCUUCCACACAGCCGCUCUAUCGACCCCGGAGGUGAGCAAGAAACGCCGCCGCGAAGACGAGGCCAUAAGUUUGGGCAGUGCGUUCGGGUCAGAAGGUGGCGGAGGGGGAUUCGGGACCGCGCAGGCUGAUGCCGCCGAGCCCGCGGAGGUCAAACCCACCGUCCGUCUCAACCUCUCUCUCUCCGAGCCGAGUGAACGUGGUUCUGCAGAGUUUAACUACAUCGAAUUGGUGCUCCCGACUCCUUCGCGUCCAUCUCAGGUACAACUUGCAGCUGCUUCAACUGUCCCUAAAGGCCUUGCACCCUCCCUGGACCCCAACGACCCACUCGCUGAUGAUGAGAAGGAGAGACGCGAGGUGGAAGAGUUGGCCAGGAAGUUUGAAAACAAAUAUGGUGGUGCUUCCAAGAAGAGGAAAAAAGACAGGAUGCAGGAUCUCAUUGAUAUUGGUUACGGGUAUGAUGAGACCGACCCCUUCAUUGACAAUUCUGAAGCCUAUGAUGAGCUGGUUCCGGCCUCUCUGACCACCAAACAUGGAGGCUUCUACAUUAACACGGGCACCCUGCAGUUUCGAGCCGCAUCUGAUUCUGAAGGAGAGGAUACAGAGAAUAAUCACGUAAAGUUGAAAGAUGGAGAAGAGCGGGUGAUUAAAAAGCGGAAGAAAAAGCAAGAUGGUGCUGUUUUGGAGGAGAAGAAACCCAGGAAAAAUAAAGUACCAAAGCCCAGAGUGUCAUCAUUGAAUCGGCCAGAAAAGAAGAAGAGGAAGAAACUUAUGAAAGAUUCCCUCCACCUGGCUAACAUGCUGCGGCGCUUCACCAGGGAGAAGGAAGAGAUGCGAAAAAGGAACGUGGCUGGUGCUAAUAUGCCACGACCCCAAGCCAAAGUGCCCUGUGCUAACAGCGCCGUUGUCAACAGCCAACCAAAGGCUGCCAACGCCAACGACUGUAAUGUGGCGGACUUGACGUCCGACCCGGCUGUGAUGUCGCUACUAGGGUCGGCCAACAACGACGUGUUACAGGACAUGAUGGGUGAUCUGGACUUUGGGAUGCUGGACUCUCCGCAGCCCCCUAGUCCUUCUCAAGGGGAGAACGGUUCCUUCAGCACGGGUCUUAAGGCGGGUGCAGGCAGGGUUUCGCAGGGUAAUGUAGCGAGCCCGCCGUCGCUUCCCGCUGGUCUUCCAGGCCCUCUUUUAAAGCGCAUCGAAGACCUCAGAGCGGCUUCCCGUCAGUUUGACGAAGAGGGACGCAAAAAGUUCUUCACAAUGGACAUGAAUAACAUCCUCCUUGAUAUCGAUUUGCAGGUUCAGGAGCAGCCAGCAGAUGUUCGUUCAGUCGUGUACUCUCACUUGGAGGCCUUCGUUCCGUGUAAUAAAGAAGGUCUGCUCAAGCGCCUCAAGAAGCUGAGCCUGAACAUCCAGGACGACCGGCUCCGUACACCACUACUCAAGUUGAAGCUGGCAGUGUGCGGCGUGAUGCCAGAGCAAAUCGCUCGCUACAACAUGGACUGUAUUGCUAAGGUGGCAAAACACCAGUCUGAGGAAGGAGAAAAAAAUGGUUCUGAAGAUGAUGAUGAAGAGAAGCCAGGGAAGAGGGUGAUGGGGCCUCGGAAGAAGUUUGUCUGGGAUGACAAACUCAGGUCGCUGCUGUGCAGCUUGGUGCGGGUGAAGCUGAGCUGCUACGAGCUCGAGGGUAAAAGCACAUCUCCCGAAGAUUACCUCAAAGCCUUUAUGGAGACAGAGGUUAAACCCCUUUGGCCGAAAGGUUGGAUGCAGGGCAGGAUGCUGUUUAAAGAAAGCAUUAUGGCUCACGGUCACCUUACUGGCUACACAGCAAAGAAAAAGAUCAUCACAACACCCAAAGCCAAGCCAAAGGAGGCAGCGUGGGUUCAACGUUCCACACCCUCGGCAGGUGUCACUCCAUCCCCCGUCGGGCAGGUUGCUAAGCGACCAUCUCAGUCGCCGUCAGAACCCAUAUGCCUGGAUUCCCUAGAUGACGAUCUGGCAGUUCCCUCCCUGGACUCCAUCUCCCAGGCGCUUAUGAUCCUUGGCAACGCCGCCAAAGGCCUGGCACAAGGGGAAAACCCUCCAUCCCCAGAUAUACCCAAGAGUGUCACCAAUCCCCCCUCCACUCCUCAUGUCUCUCCUCUCAUCCAGCAGCAGCAGAAAAAGAACUUGGUCAGCACACCCACUUCCAGCAACUCCCGCUACACGUUUACCUCCUCAUCUCCCUCCACCCCUCUUUCUCGCCCGUCCUCGGUCACCUUCUCACCUGUGUCGUCAGUCAGGGUGGAUGCAAUGGGGGUUGUAAAAGGCCCAGGACAAGUGCACAGACACUCUGUGUUGAACACUCAGAGACCCGUAGGUGUCGCUGUGCCUAAAGUAAACUCCCCAGCAUCUGCUCCACCAGCUAAACCCCGCCCUCCACCCACCACGUCACCUCUCGCCCCUCCGGGGUCCAAGGUGGGGGUCUCCACCCCCCCUUCAAGCAUCAUCAAAUGCAGCAAUAAUAAAGGAGUCAACAGUAGCGACCCCAUCAUCAUUACGUCGCCUCCAUCUCGACCAACGGUUCACCCAUCAUCCGUGCACAUGAGCCCUAAAACCUUCCUGUCGACGCACUUGCCCCACAACCCGCAGAACAAAGCCUCACCUUCCGCCCAGUCUCAUCUGGGUGUUCCAACUACACAACAGUCAGGCUUCAUCACCCCCAUGCACGCUACUAUCACGAAAUCAAGUCACAGUGGCGUCACGCCAAUUGUUAAACUCACACCUCGCACCCUCAGCUCGGCCACCGUCACCCCGUCUCGCACCCUCAUCGUCACCACCUCGAGUUUGCUCACCACGCCCCAAAUCCCCAGAUCUCAGGCGACAUCCUCCUUACAGCAGUAUGCCUCUAAAAGCCCUGCAGGGUUCCGCCCACCGUUUUCAGGUGCCCAGGCAGCGGCAGCCAAGGUCAGUCAAGGUGCUUACGCUGCCCCAGGCAGCCAGAAGAGUCCAAUCAUCAUCAGCAACAGCAGCAACACAGCCAACAGUAGCCUUAUAAACACUUCAUCCAUCACCAAGCAUUCAGGAACUGGCACCCCUCCAUCGACACCCUCCGCCAACCCGGGCCAGCGCCAGAGGCCAGGGGGUUUGACGUCUCAGGGAGCCAAACCGGUGACGUCGGUCCCGUUGUCAUCGGUCCCAUUGUCAUCGGCCUCUUCUCAGCUGCCACAGGUGUCGUCAGCGGGGAGUAGUGGCCUGCUCGCCUCUGGUCCGUCUCUUCCUCUAGGUUUCGGAAUGCUGGGCGGCCUCGUUCCGGUGUCGCUUCCCUUCCAGUUCCCCCCAUUGCUCAAUCUGCCCCCUUUGGGCACCAGUACAGCGCCCAGUAGCUCUGCUGCCAGUAGCAAUGCAUCUUUCUCAACCUUGACUCAGAAUCUGUAUAAGAGCCUCCAGUCGGGGUCUCAGGUUGCUCUGCCUCCUCACUUGCAGCUCGCUUUCUCAGAUGUUGGCCAAAGCCAGGGCGGAGACGCUAAAAGGAAGACAUUAUGA
Molecule: messenger RNA, 3564 nt
Organism: Nerophis lumbriciformis (worm pipefish)
Lineage: Eukaryota; Metazoa; Chordata; Actinopteri; Syngnathiformes; Syngnathidae
Source: RefSeq, a predicted model, not a curated record